GUUCUCUCCGCGCCUCACGCGCCUGCGUUUGGAGGUCGGAGGCCGAGGUCCGGGUGGGGGGUCCCCGCGGGGGGUCCCCCAGGGCCCGGCCUGGCGGAGGAUGCAGGGGGCGCGCGCCCCCGGAACGAACCUAUCCCCGGGACUCCCAAGGAGCAGGGCCCGGGCGAGCAGCCCCGGCUGGUACCGGCGGCAGAGGAGGAGGAGCUGCUUCGGGAGAUGGAAGAGCUGCGCUCGGAGAACGACUAUCUUAAGGACGAGUUGGAUGAACUCCGUGCCGAGAUGGAGGAGAUGAGGGACAGUUACUUAGAGGAAGACGUUUACCAGCUGCAGGAGCUCCGGCGGGAGCUGGACCGCGCCAACAAGAACUGCCGGAUCCUGCAGUACCGCCUCAGGAAGGCCGAGCAGAAGAGCCUGAAGGUGGCUGAGACCGGGCAGGUGGACGGCGAGCUCGUCCGCAGCCUGGAGCAGGACUUAAAGGUAGCCAAAGAUGUGUCUGUCAGAUUGCACCAUGAACUUGAGACCGUGGAGGAGAAAAGAGCCAGAGCCGAGGACGAGAAUGAGACGCUCCGACAGCAGAUGAUUGAAGUGGAGAUAUCCAGGCAGGCCCUCCAGAAUGAGCUGGAGAGACUGAAGGAGAGCUCCCUGAAGAGAAGAGGCAGCCGGGAAACGUACAAAGAAAAGAAAGCCUUUGCCCAGGAUGACAGUGCCGAUCUGAAGUGCCAGCUUCAGUUUGCCAAAGAGGAGGGCUCCCUGAUGCUCAGGAAGAUGGCUAAGCUGGGGCGGGAGAAGGACGGGCUGGAGCAGGAGCUGCAGAGGUACAGGGCCCUCUACGGGGACGUGGACAGCCCCCUGCCCACCGGCGAGGCGGGCGGGCCGCCCAGCACCCGGGAGGCCGAGCUGAAGCUGCGGCUGAAGCUGGUGGAGGAGGAGGCCAACAUCCUGGGCCGGAAGAUCGUCGAGCUGGAGGUGGAGAACAGGGGCCUCAAGGCGGAGAUGGAGGACCUGCGGGGCCAGCACGAGCGGGAGGCGGCCAGCCGGGACCCUGUCUCCAGCAUCCCUACCUCACCCUUCGGCGACUCCCCGGAGUCCUCCGCGGAGCUGCGCCGGCACCUGCAGUUCGUGGAGAGGUGCGAGCUGCUGCGGCGGUCCGAUCUCCCGAGAUCGAGGGACCACAACCCGGGCCGGAAGGAGAGCGACGGGGAGGACGGCCGCCCGCCCCAGCCCAGGCGCGAGGGCCCCAUCGGUGGCGAGAGCGACUCGGAGGAGACCUUUGAGAAGACGUCGGGCUUCGGCAGCGGAAAGCCAUCGGAGGCCGGAGAGGGCCCGGCGGAGCUGCUCAGGGCCCGGGAGGACUCUGAGUGCCUGACGAGCAUCAGGCACGAGGCCGAGCGGCUGGAGCGGACCGUGGAGCGCAUCAUCACCGACACCGAGGACCUUGCCGCCGUCUUGCCCGGGGCUGGCGUCCAGGGGGACGGGGAGAGGGGAGAGGGCGCCCAGACGGAGCCCCAGCUGCUGGGGACCCUCAACACCAGGAUGAAGGCUUUCAGGAAAGAGCUCCAGGCCUUCCUGGAGCAGGUGGACCGGCUCGGGGACGGCCUGAGGGAGCGUCUGGAGGGCCUGUCCCCGCUGCCCCACCUCACGGAGUCGUCCAGCUUCCUGUCCACUGUGACCUCCGUGUCCCGGGACUCCCCCGUCGGGAACCUGGGGAAGGAGCUGGGCCCUGACCUGCAGUCCAAACUGAGAGAUCAGAUGGAGUGGCAGCUCGGGCAGGAGCGAGGGGAGGAGCGGGGGCCUCUGCCUCCGCGAUCAGAGGACUCGGACGUCGGCAAGAUUCCCACCGGAUUCUUCCCUGACCGCUCCCUGGGGCUCCCGGCGAAGCUGCUGAGAGAUUCCCAUUUGCCGCUGUGCCGCCGCUGUACCAUGCCCGCCGCGGUGAAGCGGCCCGGGGCUUCCCGCCAAGUGUGCGCCGAGCACAGGUGUCGACCUGUUUCGUGUCCCACGGGCAGGGUGGCGCGGGCUGGCUGGCGGUGUGCAGAGGCUGGCUUUGGUCCGGGUGGCGGGUCAGGACGGGGCCUGUCUCACCCUCGCGUCCCCUCCCUGCAGAGGGAGGAGGAGCACCUCUGUGCCUGGAGGUGGCGGGAGCUGGAGGUGCAGGACUCUCUGCAGGAGCGGAGCUGGAGCGACGAGGGCCACCUGCUGCAGCAGGAGCUGCGGUCCUGGAGGCAGAACGUCUUCCUCUUCUACGUCAAACUCAGGUGGCUCCUGAAACGCUGGCGGCAGGGGAAGCAGCUGGAGGAGGAAGGAGAGGACUUCACCGAGGGCGAAUUUCCGGAGGCCUUCCCCAGACUUGGGGAGCUGGGAGUCCAGGGGGACCUACAGGCAGACGGGCCGGCCCGAGAUGACAGGGGCCCAGGCUGUGGCUUUCUGCUGGGAGAGCGCCCUGCACACCCCCCUGUGCAGGCCGGGGACCACGGAGCAUGGCUGCUGCCCACGGACGGGGGACAGCUCCACAGGCAGGUGGCGGAGAACCAGCAGCUGUUCUGCGCACUCAGGGCCCUGCUGGAGGACCUGCGCUCCGAGCUGCGGGAGGACGCGCGUGCCCGGUGGCGGCUGCAGCAACAGUAUGCGCGCGACAAGGCGGCCUGGGACGUGGAGUGGGCGGCGCUCACCUGCCGCCUGGAGCAGAGCGACCUGAGCCUGGGGGACAUGGGCGCCCCCGCCGACAGCAAAGAAGCUCUCCGGAAGGAGAGGGAGGCGCACCAGAAGCUGCUGGCGGACAGUCACGGGCUGGUCAUGGACCUGCGCCAGCAGAUGCACCACAGCGAGAAGAACUGGAACCGGGAGAAGCUGGAGCUUCUUGAGCGGCUGGACCGGGAGCGGCAGGCGUGGGAGCGGCAGGAGGAGGAGCUGCGCUGGACGAUCCGGCAGUUGCAGAAAGAAAACAGUCCGUGGAGAGGCAGCAGUUUCCUCUGUGAUCAGAACGAAGGUGACCUCAGCCCCCGUGCCCACCCAGGGGGGCCCCGGGCGCCCCGCCCCGCGGGGACCUGGCCCUGUGCGGACACCGACUCCACGCCCUUCCAAGACCGGCCACUGGCCAAGCUGAAGGAAUCAGACAGGUGCUCAGCCCGGGAGAACCUCUACCUGGAUGCCCUGUCCCUGGACGAGGAGCCAGAGGAGUCUCUGGCCCGCGGGCCGCAGAGGGAGCUCAGGACCUGCUUCCCCAAGGAAGAAGACAAUCAUAAGGGAAAUCUUCAAAGAGCCGUGUCUGUGUCAUCCAUGUCUGAGUUCCAGCGCCUGAUGGAUGGCUCCCCUUUCCUGCCAGAGAAGGGGCUGCCCCCAGCAAGCAGCAAGGAGGACGUCACCCCACCCCUGUCCCCCGAUGACCUCAAGUACAUUGAGGAGUUCAACAAUGAGAGUUGGGCCGACAGGACGGAGGCCGGCACCGAGCUCUUUCCCGACUCCUCCUGGUAUCUCACCACAAGCGUCACCCUGACUACGGACACCAUGACCAGCCCAGAGCACUGCCAGAAGCAGCCCCUGCGGAGCCUCGUCUGCGCCGAGCAGGCCGGGGUGAGGGUGCUGCACAGCCCGCCUACCGUCCGGAGGCUGGACAGCAUAAUGGCGGUAGGCGGUGAGGGCCGGGCCCGAGGCCUGGGGGACACGAAGGGGGCCCCCUCGGAACACGUACUUAGCAGGUGGCCCUGUGCCCCCUCCAGGCACCCCCGAGACUACGUGGAGGGUGGGCCCCGGCCCCUCGACAGCACCCUGGCUACCCCACUGGGUUUCUCCCCACCACUGCACAGCCUGGAGAUGUCCAAGAACCUGAGUGAUGACAUGAAGGAGGUGGCCUUCUCCGUCAGGAACGCCGUCUGUUCUGGCCCCAGCGGGCCUCUGGUGAAGGACAUGGCCUGCCAGACCAAUGGGUCCCGGACAACGGGGACGCAGACCGUGCAGACCAUCAGCGUCGGCCUACAGACCGAAGCCCUGCGGGGCGGCGCUGUCACCAGCAGCCCCCACAAGUGUCUCACACCCAAGGCGGGGGGUGGUGCCACGCCCGCGUCCUCGCCUUCCCGCGGCCUCAGGGGCAGGCAGGCAGCCCCGGCCAUCGAGAAGGUGCAAGCCAAGUUCGAGCGCACGUGCUGCUCCCCCAAGUACGGGUCCCCCAAGCUACAGCGGAAGCCCCUCCCCAAAGCUGACCAGCCAAAUCCCAGGCCCUCGACGGCGCUGGCCCAGAAGGGGUGCAGCGAGUCGGCCUGGGCCCGCUCCACCACCACACGGGAGAGCCCGGUGCACACCGCCAUCAACGACGGCCUCUCCAGCCUCUUCAACAUCAUCGACCACGGCCCUGUGGUGCAGGACCCCUUCCAGAAAGGGAUGCGGGCCUCGGCCUCCAGUCGGUCUCGUUCGGUGGAGCCCCGGCCAGAGCUGGGACCAGGCCAGGAAACCAGCCCCAGCUCCCGAGGCCGAUCGCCCAGCCCCAUCGCGGGCGGCGCUGAGACGUGCAGGGAGGAAGGGGGAGAGGGCACGCCAGUGAGGCAGGACCUGUCCGCUCCCCCUGGCUACACGCUCACAGAGAACGUCGCCCGGAUCCUCCACAAGAAACUGCUGGAACACGCCUUAAAGGAGGAGCGGAGGCAGGCUGCCCAUGGUCCCCCCAGUCUCAGCAGCGACAGCCACGCGGGAGAAACCGGCAAGGCCGAGCCGGGGUCCAUCGAGGAACUACCUUGUUCCGCACUAGCUCCGCCCCUAGAGCCCUGCUUCUCCAGGCCCGAGAGACCAGCAAACCGCCGCCCUCCGUCCCGGUGGGCCCCACACUCCCCCACUGCCUCACUGGCCCCGUCACCCGGGGACCCAACCUCCACAGAGGAGCUCGGCGACGAGGAGCCGCCCAUGGAGAAGCCACACCUGUGAUGCGGUUCGCAUGGACCAUCCGGGAAAAUCCACUGUAACUUGCAUAACCACCCAGUCGUCAUUGUCAACCGAACUCUGCCCCAAACGGAGAGAGCUGGUUUUCCCAAGGUCAAAGAAUGUUAACAAAAACAAACAAACAAAACAAACCACAGCUGCUGAAUGUUCAACCUAUGAACCUGAGAUGUUUCUAGAAUGAAACAGUAAAUGUGCCUGUAAGAACUUAACUUUUUCAUAGCGCAGAAAACUAUUUUUGUCUCCAUCUUUUUUACACACAGUAUAUUAAAAAAACAAGUAAAUAAGAUAAAUUUAAAAACAAAGUUUUAAAGAUGUACAUUUUAAGAGAUUCUGAAUACCCUUGCUCACAGUACUGACUGCCUCUGUUAAAUGUGCACUGUUAACAUUUUGGUUUGGUUUAUUUCCACAUUGAAUUAGGAUGUUUUAAGUUAAUCUUGUCAGUGUACUUGUUUUUUAAGAAUUUUUGAAAUGCUUCGGACCGUCUGAUUCAGUGUACUUUUUGUAAUGAAAACCCUGUGAGGCCAGGAGACAAGGCAGACUUCCUACAUCCUGGCGGGUGGACGCAGAGGCCUCAGCUUCCGCGCUCGCCGUGUGAUCCACGUGUUCCUGUCGGCCUGCAUGUCCACACGCCGCCAUGGCCUGUUCCACCCUGAGAUGCUGACUCCCCACGUCCUGCACUUGUACCACUGUUCUCUAGUGUCCAUGAUACAACAGCAUUUUAAAUUAUUGUUAAAGGAUUAACUGGCAAUCCAGUGUUUACUCAAAUUUUCUUGUUUAAGGAAAAGCACUACACAAAGUCUUGAGGAUACCAAAUGGAAAGAGAGGGGGGUGCCUCCGAGUCUGUGUGAGACAAUGAUGAAGAAGAAAUAAAGCCUGUACGAGCCGGCA
Vicugna pacos (alpaca) is the source of this 5814-nucleotide messenger RNA. The record is from RefSeq and is a predicted model, not a curated record. Lineage: Eukaryota; Metazoa; Chordata; Mammalia; Artiodactyla; Camelidae.